AUGGGUCGUUGUUUUAAUCACAAAUUUGUGCUCAACUUUUGCAAUUUGCUUUUUUUGCUUUGCGGCACAGCGCUCAUCGUAUCAGGUUGUUAUCUCUAUACAGACAACAAGCGCAUUUUGCUCUCACGGCUGCUGGCAGCGCCCAGCGAGCAACUGAGCGCGCUGCCGCAGCCGCUGCUUUACUAUAUAGCGCUAGGAUUGGCUAUAGCUGGAUUUCUGGCUGUGCUGGCGGCAGUGCUGGGUUUCUGGGCAAGCUGUUUGCACACCUAUUGCUUCCUCAGCGUUUAUUUUCUAUGUGUGGUGGUGCUGCUGCUGGCAGAGUCGGUAAUAUGUUUGGCUAUAACGCUAUGGCCGCAUUGUCUGGGCAUAAGUUUGGAUGAGGAGCUAAUGGUAAAGGCGCUGCAGCGUAACUAUGGCGUGCCGGGUCAGGAGCAGUUUACCAAUGCGCUGGACUUGGCGCAAACGCGUUUUGGCUGCUGUGGCAUGCGCAGCGCUGCGGACUACGAUAAUUCGCUGUGGCGACUGCAAAGCUAUGGGCAGCGCAAUUGGGCAGUGCCGCUCAGCUGCUGUGUGCUGAAGAAUGCGCCACAGGCGCUGGCCUAUCUAGAUCCACAGCCUGCGAAUGAAACGCAGUGUCAAGCGCUGGAGCGUGCGAUCUACGAGCGUGAGCGCUAUGCGGACUCUUGUCUCAGUCACUUGGAGCUUUGGUAUCGCGAGCAGUACAGCAUUUUUUUAAUAGCCAGCUUGGUUCUAGCGCUCAUCGAGUUUAGCGUUUUAUUGGGCAUUAUAUUAAGCUGCACUGGCAUUGCCAGCAGACGCGCCAGACUGCAGUCCGCCACGCCCAUUAAAGUGCGCCGCCAGCCCACAGCCAAGUCGCGUCAAAUGCUUGUGGAUAAUAUUUACGAAUCGGAGGUGCAGCUGCGUGGCAGCAACUGCUUGCACUCAAACAGUCGCCAUGUUAGCAGCGAGGACUUCAAGGAGUUGUAUGUGCAGCCACGCGAGCUCUACAAGCAGCGCCAUAACACCAGCUUUAAGCCCAUUGCCUCCGACUAUCAAACGCCCACGCGCAGCUAUUUGGUUUAACUUUAAC
This is a messenger RNA of Drosophila busckii, 1090 nucleotides long. RefSeq names its product tetraspanin-11 (gene Tsp68C). The transcript is spliced from 2 exons. Gene Ontology annotation, cellular component: membrane. NCBI's taxonomy places the organism in Eukaryota, Metazoa, Arthropoda, Insecta, Diptera, Drosophilidae. The record is from RefSeq and is a predicted model, not a curated record. The coding region runs from base 1 to 1083 and encodes 360 amino acids.